This is a messenger RNA of Vigna radiata var. radiata (mung bean), 1784 nucleotides long. RefSeq names its product leucine-rich repeat extensin-like protein 4. NCBI's taxonomy places the organism in Eukaryota, Viridiplantae, Streptophyta, Magnoliopsida, Fabales, Fabaceae. The coding region runs from base 256 to 1494 and encodes 412 amino acids. The transcript has a single exon. The record is from RefSeq and is a predicted model, not a curated record. Gene Ontology annotation, molecular function: protein binding.
UUGGUAUUAUGUCUUUCCGGUGUGAACCUCUUCCUUGAUAAACCCUACAGUGAUAUCAGAGUCGAUGGUUUGUCUUGGUGACCGGCUCAGAUGAGAAUAUAAUGAUCCCUAUCCCUAUCCCUAUUCAGAUAGACCUAACAUGUAUAAGGUAGUUUAUAAUUGGAGUGUGAGUGCAUAGACCAGAGAAUUCUCUUAUUUAUUAGCAUAUAUAGUGAUUCACUCAUUAGCCAUUCAUUGCCAUAGUCUCUAAAAGCAAUGGCUUCAACUUCAGCAUCUUGUUCCUUUACCAUUAGUGUGUUAUUCCUCAUUUUUGUGCACCUGUCAUGUUUGGCAAACAGCCUUAAUGCAAAGCACAGUCACAACCAUCGCAAGCCUCAACACACUGAGAAUCCUCCCUUGAAUCCAAGACUUCACAUGGCCUUUCUUGGCCUCCAAGCAUGGAAGCAAGUGAUCUACUCAGACCCAAAUAACUUCACUGCCAAUUGGGUAGGUCCUUCAGUUUGCAACUACACAGGUGUGUACUGUGCUCCCUCAGUUGAUGAUCCUGAAGUGAGAGUUGUGGCUGGCAUUGACCUUAACUUUGGAGACAUAGCAGGGUUCCUACCCGAUGAAAUAGGCCUUCUGUCAGACCUUGCACUCCUUCACCUUAGUAAUAAUCGCUUCUGUGGCAUUCUGCCAAUGUCCUUAACCAACCUCACUCUACUCUAUGAGUUUGAUAUUAGCAGCAACAGGUUUGUUGGUCCCUUUCCUUUGGUUUUGCUUUCCCUUCCUAUGCUCACCUACCUUGACCUCCGCUACAAUGAAUUUGAAGGGCCAUUGCCUCCUCAACUAUUCAACAAAACCUUUGAUGCCAUUUUCCUCAACAACAACCGCUUCAGCAGUUCUAUACCUCCAAACUUGGGCAAAAACUCAGCUUCUGUCUUGGUCUUUGCCAACAACAAAUUUGGAGGGUGUCUUCCAGAAAGCAUAGUGAACUUUGCUGACACUUUGGAGGAGCUUGUGCUAAUCAACACUAGCUUGUCAGGUUGUUUGCCACAGCAAGUGGGGUUUCUCUACAAACUCAGAGUGUUGGAUGUGAGUUUCAACAGCAUUGUUGGCCCCAUUCCUUAUAGCCUUGCAGGGUUGUCUCACUUGGAGCAACUAAACCUGGGACACAACAUGAUGAGUGGCACUGUCCCUAUGGGGGUUUGUGAGUUGCCAAACUUGGCAAACUUCACUUUCUCUUACAACUUCUUCUGUGAGGAAGAGGGCAUCUGUCAGAACUUGACAUCAAAGAGAAUAGUGUUUGAUGACAGAAGGAACUGUUUGCCAGAGAAGCCACUGCAGAGGAGCCAAAAGGAAUGCAGUGCCAAACUUGAACACCCAGUUGAUUGCUCUGAGCUUUGCUGUGUUGUUGGGAGCAAUGUCUCUGCUGGUUCAGUGGCUGUUCCACCUGCUGCUAUUCCCUCAGCAGUGCCUCUAUCUGCUCCUCUUCUUGCACCAAGCCACCCUUAAGCAAAGUGUUUGUAUUGAUAUGAAUAGGAAAAAUAAAAGUCCAAAUUUGAGUUAGGAAGUGAUCUUGUAGAUACAAAGUUGUGUGCUAAAUGUGUCUGUAUUCUAUUGUGUCAUGCGUCUUAUUCCUUGUAAAGUGUUCCAUUUGACAGGAAGUGAGCGAGUUCAUAGAUAUCUCUCAUUUUGUGGAUAUAUUAGCUUCAAAGGAGACCAAUCUUUCUUCUGGAACAACACUUUUUCUUCAUCCCAUUUUAGAAAAUCGUGGUUCUCUCAUGAGAAAACAGAUUAACAGA